Molecule: messenger RNA, 4233 nt
Organism: Mya arenaria
Lineage: Eukaryota; Metazoa; Mollusca; Bivalvia; Myida; Myidae
Exons: 2
Coding region: 367-2013 (548 amino acids)
Biological process (GO): positive regulation of DNA-templated transcription
Cellular component (GO): chromatin; nucleoplasm
Molecular function (GO): zinc ion binding; ubiquitin-protein transferase activity
Source: RefSeq, a predicted model, not a curated record
ACCACCAAAAAAUAAAUAUGGUCUGAAAAUCGUGUUAAUAUCAGGCCAUCGGAGUGAAAUCUAGAGACGAUAUUUCGCAUAACACUAAAAUAAGGAUGCUUUUUCACGACAGUUGUGUUAUUUUUGUGUUUUAUAACCAAAAUUCUCGCUGAACGUACAACUUUAAUCUGACAAAAGUUGGUGUAAAAUUAAAUAUGAAUACAUACUACAUCAAAAAAAGUUUAAAGGCUAAAAAACAAUGAAUUCCAUCUUCAGAUCCUCUGUUUAUCAAACUUCUGAUUUGAUUCAUUUAGGAAUAUGGAUAUACAUAAAUUAAUGGAUAUACAUAAAUUAUGAUUUAAACCAGAUAAAGCAAAGUCAUUGAUAAUGGCUUCAAACAUCAGUUUUUCUUUUAACCUAUCUUCAGAUUUGAUUCACGACUUUGAGUGCUCUCCAUGUAAAGAUGAAUAUUUAAACAGUGAAGCUCACUUUUUCUGUGACGAGUGCAAGAAAAUUUACUGCAAGAAAUGUAUAGAAUUUCACAGUAAACUGUUCAGGACACAUGAAGUGCUAGGAAAACAAGAUGUGAGUAAGUGGGUGGGGUAUGUAGGACUGAGCCCUCUGGAGGCAUGUGACAAACAUGGUGACAAGAAGCUUGAACUGCUCUGUGAGGACCAUGACGAGCUUUGUUGCCAUAUGUGUGUCUCUCUCACUCACAGGAUGUGCAAAACCAUGACACUUAUUUCCGAUGUGGCAAAUGGAUAUCAUAGGACAGAGGAAUUCGAGAAAGUUCAAAGUGAUGUGAGGCAGAUGAGGAAAGAACUCAAGAACAUGCAGGACAACAAAGAAAGGAAUGUAAAGUCUCUUGAGAAGGAUGGAAAUAGAAUGCUUACUGAAAUCAAAACAAUGAGAAAGAAUUUUAAUGAUAUGUUUGACAAUUUAGAGAAGCAAACAAUUCAAGAAAUGGACUCGGCCCUGAAGGAACAUGAUGAUGCACUCAAAGAAGACAAAUCUAUAUGCAACAAUCAUAAUGACAAACUUGAAACUUACUUAAAGAACAUGCUUUCUGACAAGGAUAGGAACACUACUUACAUUGCCUAUAAGAAAUGCAAGAAUGAAAUGAAGGAAGCAGAAAACUUGUUGAAAGAUUUGUCUAUUCACCAUGAUGUGAAACUGGCAUUCCAAGCUGAUCCGGAAAUUGAAGAGUUUUGCUCUAGAAGUAAGACACUUGGAAAAAUAUUCAAUCAGAAUGAUGUUCAUAUGGUGAGAAACCUAUGUAAAUACAAUGUUAGGAUAAACAAAAAAGAUCAACAUAAAUGUUGUAUAUCUGGUAUAUGUGAGCUACCUGGAGGAGAGAUCCUAAUCGCAGAUCACAGUAACCGCAAAGUAAAGCUACUAAACUCCCAGUACCAGUUGGCUGCAACAUGUCACCUAUCUAUUGGACCAGAACAUAUGUGUCACAUUGAUGCAAAAGAAGUUGCUGUAACGCUGGGUGACAAAGGUGUGCAAGUUAUCACAGUGGCAGGUAAUGGUACACUCAAUGUAUCAAGAAAAAUUCAGUUUCCACAUUUUUGUCUUGGUAUUUCCCACCACAAUGGUAACCUCUAUAUAGGAGCACUUACAGCAAUUUACCAGUACACAAUGUCAGGUCAGCUAGUGAAAAAAAUAUACGAAGACAAAAGUGCCAAAAUAACAGUGAAUAGAUUCACAGUCAGUAGCGAUGGCUCCAAAAUCUUGAUUCCGGCAACAGAUCACAGGCAGCUUAUCACCAUCGACACAAGUGGGAACAUUCUGUCAACUUUUCAGGCCUCUGACAAAGGCUCACCUAGGUCAGUGUGUGUGUGUGACAAGGGACAUAUGUUCCUCUGCUUUAAAGAUUCCCACAAGGUGACCCAGGUGGACAGUGAGGGCAAACAGCAAAUGGCCAUAAAAAACAAUGACAGUGACCAAAUUUAUUCAAUAUGGUUCCAAAAAGGAGCACAAAGGCUGAUUGUUGGAGGGCUGUCAAAUAAAGUGUUUGCUUUUGAGAUUUAAUAACAUUAUGUACUUUUACAGCAGGCCAUUGAUGAAUGUGACCAACUGAUUUCAAUUUGGUUCAAAUAAGAAGCACAAAGGCUGGGAUGAUCAGAGGACUGCCAAGUAAAGGGUUUAAUUUUGAGAUUUAAUAACACUUUGUACUUUAAUAGCAGGCCGCUCCAAAGAAGGACCAACUAUAAAGAAGAAAAAGGAAGUGGAUAAAAAGUGAAUGUUCUGUUUUAAAUCAAGAUGACAAUUGGAUUUAUAUUAAUAUCAGAUAAUAUCUGUAAUACAAGUCUGUGAACAAUGAAGUCAGGAAGGCUAAGGGAUCAUGUCAAUUAUGAGUGCUUAAGCAAAAAGCAAAACAAAUGUUUUGAAGAGGGAAACAAGUGGCUGUAGAUGCUCACCUCUGAAAAAGAGUGUGAUCACCAGAUUCUGAAAUUAGUGAAAUCAUUAACCUGCUUUGAAUGGUUUAUUGAAAUAUUAAAUUGAUUUAAUACACAUGUUACUGUAUAUAGUAACACAUUUGAGUAAGGUUUUCGCGAUUAUUUGCAUGACUCAGCGAUUAUCAGUUUUGCGGCCCGGGCCGAUUAUCGAUUAUCAUUUUGCGGCCCGUAUAACGUUUGCACGUGAAUUCAAUUUUUUUCUUAAAAUCAAAUUUGGCGACUGUGAAAUAAUUUCUUAACUAAAUUAUCACAAUUUAUUGAUCUGCUUGAACAGAUUAAUUAUUAAAAUCAUAAAGGGAGGCAAACGCGAGCACAGUUAGGGCGGCGUUUUGUUCAUUCAGCCUUGUUAUUCUAAAAACAAAAUAAAGGAAGCAGCAAAAUUGUAUAUACUUGAAAAACAACCACUGUACAUACAUAUUGACAUCAAUAAUAUGAGGGUAUAGGUUUAUUUAUGUACAAACAGUCGUUCUGCUUGCUGCGUGUUCAUGUUUAUUAAAUAGAAUUGUGACAUUUAAGACAUGAAACGACAGAUGUCGGUUAUUCGUACAGAAAAAGUUCAGAUAGACCUGUGGAGGAAUUUUCAAAGUGAACAAUUGAAAUUGAUGGGAACGUGAAAUGACAACAAAAUGUUGUUAUCCUUUUUGACUUACUCUCAAAAACUAAAUUUAAUUUGAGAGUGAGCUUAAUCAUCAUAGUCAAGCCAAAAGGAAAUAAGAAUGCAGGUAAACUUUAAAAGAAGACUUAAUACUUACCGAAUAAGAAAAAACCCAUAUGUAUUAAAGAGUUUAACACACAGCGUAGCUGGGCUGUUGAGUCAUUAUGAGUCACUCGGGCCAAUUAUCACUCAACAGCCGGGCUAUGCCAUGUAUUAACGGUAGUAUUAACCUCUAAGUAGUGGCCUUGAUACUUUGAAGAGUUUGUUUAAUGAAAUAUGCUUGUUUUUCAGUUUAUGAUGGCUUGGUUUCUUUUUGAUUAUACAUACUUGUAUUAUAUAUAUAUUUGUAGUAAAAAUGUAAUUAUAUGUUUGAUUUGCACUCAUAGCUUUUUUACAUGCAAAGAAAUGUGAAUUUUAUUCCAAUAAUGUAAACUUUAUGACAUAUUGUAGAUACAUAUGGAGUGCAUAAUUAUGAUAAUGUAUGUAUAAAAUAAAAAAUCAUAAAUUAACCUUAUCUAUUGUACAAAACAUUAGGUGUGUGUUUUCAUGGAUUGUUUGGUUUCACUUGAUCCUCCAUUUCAACUCUUGUUGAUACUGUGAAAUCAUUAAUGUUCGUGGGGCAUUAAUGUUCAUGGUUUUUGUGGGUUAGGUGAUCCACGAAUUCAAGACCCUUUAUUCACGUUUUCAACUGCCAUGUUAUGUACAUACUCUAGUUUAUUCGUUACCGCGCGAGGUCGCAGUAUACAGCGUCAAUACCCGUCUCACUGUAUAUCUUACUAUAACUGUUUUGUUAAUAUAUUAUAACUGCCUUUAACAAAUUAUAAACCAGAUCAUUUAAAUGUGUUUUUAUGAACCAAAUGACAGAAGCACGUGCCUAAACGUGUUUUGUUCAUAAAAAUCUCCAGGUUUACAAGAUGUGAGUGAUGAGUGUCGGUUUUCGAUUUUUUUCUUUAAUGAAAUGAUUAAUCGAAUACAUUGGAGGCUACUGAGCACCCAAUGUGACAAUGUACAAAACAACGUGUUCAAAAUACUUAUUAAACAAAAACGUGUGAAUAAAUAUUAAAUAUAAAUGAUUUGUCAAUGAUAUGAAAUAAGAUUAUAUUCAAAAGUGAUUGAAUUUGUAAACAUCAGCUAACU